AUGUGUCUGGUAAGGAUUCCACUGCGAAUUCUAAAGUCUAAUUCUCGUCGUCCACGAUACUUCCGCGCCGCAUUCCCCAUCGUCCCUGUAACCAUCUCGAUGGCUCUACCGACCGUCUACUGCGUCCUACUGGGACUGACAGCAAUGUAUCUCACCAAGCUGAUCUUAUUCCCCAAGCAGAGAGCGGCACCGUUGCCUCCAGGUCCCAAACCCAGACCAAUUAUUGGUAAUUUAGGCGACCUGCCUCCGCCUGGAAAGCAAGACUGGCAACAUUGGUGGGAGUAUAAGGAGCGCUAUGGACCCAUCAGCUCCAUUAAUAUUUUCGGCAAAAUAAUCAUCAUCGUCAAUGAUUUCCACAUCGCUCACGACCUGCUGGAAAAGCACUCGAGCAAAUAUAACUCGCGACCGCAGUUGCACACCUUCGUGAUGCACCCCUACUCUGAUCUAUACCGGCCGUAUCGAAAGAUAAUGAAUCGCCUAAUGGGCUCCAGGAAUGCAGCCUCGCAGUUCAACCCGCUGCAGCAUCUCGAGACACGUCGCUUCCUGCUGCGCGUUCUGGAAGACCCCACUGAUAUUGGCAAACAUGCUCACACCGAGGCCGGCGCAGUAAUUCUGAAAAUCGCUUAUGGAUACACGAUCGAGCCUCAUUCACCCGACCCACUUGUUAAUCUGAUCGAUCUCUCCACGAAGAUCUUUUCCCUCGCUGCAACCCCGGGGAUGUGGUUGGUGGAUACCUUUCCAUUCUUGAGAUACGUUCCAUCUUGGUUCCCCGGCGCUAAGUUCAAACGCACCAGCCUCGCCUGGCGGAAAAUCCUAGUUAGCACAGCGGAGAAACCCUUCAGAUUCGUCCAGAACCAGAUGAGACAUGGUUCAUAUCCCCCAUCCUACGUAGCUAGUCUACUCGAAUCCAGUGAGGGAAAGUUCACACCGGACGAAAUAAACAUAGGCAAAUGGACCGCGGCGUCACUGUAUGCUGCGGGCGUAGAUACUACCACAUCUUCAGUAGAAUGCUUCUUCCUGGCCAUGGCACUAUACCCAGAAGUACAGGCCAAAGCUCAAGAGGAACUCGACCGCGUACUAGGACCCAACCGACUACCGACUCUCCAAGACCGCGAAAAUCUCCCCUAUAUCGAUGCCCUAGUCCGGGAAACUUUCCGAUGGCAUCCAGUUACGCCCAUGGCCGGCCCACAUCUCUGCUCACAGGAUGAAAUUUAUAAAGGCUAUCUCAUCCCAAAGGGUGCUGUGGUCCUCCCAAAUCUCUGGACCUUCACCCACGACGAAACCAUCUACAAGGAUCCGAUGUCCUUCAAUCCCGAACGGUUCCUCGGCUCGGCGCCCGAACUCGACCCGCACUCAGUGGCCUUCGGAUUCGGUCGUCGGAUGUGUCCCGGUCGGUUGCUCGCGGAUAACUCGCUCUUCGGGUACGUUGCACAGUCGCUCACAGUGUUUAAUAUCUCUCGUGAAAAGGGGAGUGACCCAAAAGCGGAGUUCUUGCCCGGCGUGAUAAGCCACCCCGCUCCGUAUCCGUUGAAGGUCACGCCGCGCAGUGAGGAUCAUGAGAAGCUGAUUCGGAUGGUGGAGUCGGAGCAUCCGUGGGAAGAGAGUAAUGCAAAGGAUGUCGAAGGCAUUGUGUGUUAA
Aspergillus tanneri is the source of this 1638-nucleotide messenger RNA. RefSeq names its product cytochrome P450. Bases 1 to 1638 code for a protein of 545 amino acids. Gene Ontology annotation, molecular function: monooxygenase activity; oxidoreductase activity, acting on paired donors, with incorporation or reduction of molecular oxygen; heme binding. The transcript has 8 exons. Lineage: Eukaryota; Fungi; Ascomycota; Eurotiomycetes; Eurotiales; Aspergillaceae. The record is from RefSeq and is a predicted model, not a curated record.